Pogona vitticeps (central bearded dragon) is the source of this 4085-nucleotide messenger RNA. The record is from RefSeq and is a predicted model, not a curated record. NCBI's taxonomy places the organism in Eukaryota, Metazoa, Chordata, Lepidosauria, Squamata, Agamidae.
GUUUUUAGUAUCUUUGCUUGGAUCUUACACUAUUCGAUGCCUUGCAGCUGUUAAAAGAAAUAUUGCUUUUUUUAAAAGCCAUUGAUCUGGUGCUGGAAGCAGUGGUGAUAGUAGUAGUAGUACUGAAUGACACAGCUUUGCUGGAUGACAUGGAGCUGAUCUCUGCAUCAGCCAAGAAGAAUUAAGCUUUGUCACUCCCCACUGGGACUACCUUUCUUCUGGUAUGUGCAGGAAGAAUUCGUAUGCUUCUGCUGCAUCCGACAAAGCAGAGCCUUGAGUAUACUUUGCCUCGGAAGGCAGUAAGCAAGAAUGAUAGCUGUCUCUUUUAAAUGCCGUUGUCAAAUUCUGAGGAGACUUACUAAAGAUGAAAGUCCAUAUACUAAAUCUGCAAACCAGGCAAAACCACCGGAAGGAGCAUUGGCUGUAAGGAGACAGAGUAUUCCAGAGGAAUUCAAAGGCUCAACAAUAGUGGAAUUAAUGAAGAAAGAAGGUACCACUUUGGGACUUACAGUGUCUGGAGGAAUUGACAAAGAUGGCAAACCGAGAGUGUCUAACCUUCGACAAGGAGGAAUUGCUGCUAGAAGUGACCAACUGGAUGUGGGGGAUUACAUCAAGUCGGUGAAUGGAAUCAACCUCACAAAGUUUCGCCAUGAUGAGAUCAUUAGUUUGUUGAAGAAUGUUGGUGAGCGGGUUGUAUUAGAAGUGGAAUAUGAGCUUCCACCAGUCUCGGUACAAGGUUCAGGUGUCAUUUUCAGAACUGUGGAAGUUACUUUACAUAAAGAAGGGAACACUUUUGGCUUUGUAAUAAGAGGUGGAGCACAUGAUGACAGAAAUAAAUCUCGUCCUGUUGUGAUAACAUGUGUUAGACCUGGAGGGCCUGCUGACAGAGAAGGCACAAUCAAGCCUGGCGACAGACUGCUUAGUGUUGAUGGCAUUCGGCUUGUUGGAACAUCCCACGGUGAAGCUAUGAGUAUUCUCAAACAGUGUGGGCAAGAAGCAACUUUGCUGAUAGAGUACGAUGUCUCAGUUAUGGAUUCUGUAGCAACAGCUUCUGGACCACUGCUUGUCGAAGUCGCCAAAACGGCGGGCUCUGCUCUGGGAGUUGCACUAUCUACCUCGAUGUGUUGUAGCAAACAAGUUAUUAUCAUAGACAAAAUUAAAUCUGCAAGUAUUGCAGACAGAUGUGGUGCAUUACAUGUAGGAGAUCACAUUCUUUCCAUUGAUGGCACCAGCAUGGAGUACUGUACAUUGGCAGAAGCAACACAGUUCUUGGCUAAUACAGCGGACAAUGUCAAGCUAGAGAUCCUCCCUCAUCAUCAGACACGACUGGCUCUUAAGGGACCAGAACAUGUGAAGGUUCAGAGGAGCAACAGGCAACCUUUGUGGGAUCCCUAUGCCAACAGCCAAAGCGGUGCCCUCACCUACCACCAUUAUAACACCUACCACCCUGACCAUUGCAAGAUGCCAGCUUUGAAAUGCCAGAAAACGCCUCCUCAAAAAAACCUUUCAUUGGUAUCAUCCUCCUUUUCUCCAGCUUCCAUGAGUGCAUACAGUCUGAGUUCCUUAAAUAUGGGAACUUUACCUCGCAGCCUCUACUCCACCAGCCCACGAGGAACAAUGAUGAGAAGGAGAAUGAAAAAGAAGGACUUCAAAAGCUCAUUGUCACUAGCCUCUAGCACUGUUGGCCUGGCUGGGCAGGUUGUCCACACAGAAACAACAGAAGUAGUGCUGACAGCUGACCCCAUUGUGGGCUUUGGGAUACAGCUUCAGGGCAGUGUGUUUGCUACUGAGACCUUGUCAUCUCCGCCCCUGAUUUCCUAUAUUGAGGCUGACAGCCCAGCAGAAAGGUGUGGCAUCCUACAAAUAGGAGAUAGAGUACUGGCCAUAAAUGGGAUCCCAACAGAAGAUAGCACAUUUGAUGAAGCUAAUCAGCUACUCAGAGACUCAUCUAUCACCAGCAAGGUCACUUUGGAAAUAGAAUUUGAUGUAGCAGAAUCAGUCAUACCAAGUAGUGGAACAUUUCAUGUAAAACUACCAAAGAAGCAUAAUGUGGAGCUUGGCAUUACCAUAAGCUCUCCAUCUAGUCGAAAACCAGGGGACCCUCUUGUUAUUUCAGAUAUUAAGAAAGGAAGUGUUGCUCACAGAACUGGAACAUUAGAACUGGGAGAUAAAUUGCUUGCCAUAGACAAUAUUCGACUGGACAACUGUUCCAUGGAAGAUGCUGUUCAAAUCCUGCAGCAUUGUGAGGAACUUGUGAAGCUAAAAAUUCGGAAAGAUGAAGAUAACUCUGAGACCAAUUGCAUCCUCUUGGCAUGUAUUGCAGAUGAACAAGAGAGCUCAGGAGCAAUUAUUUAUACUGUCGAGCUCAAGCGGUAUGGAGGACCUCUUGGGAUCACUAUUUCUGGUACUGAAGAGCCCUUUGAUCCCAUUAUCAUUUCAAGCCUUACUAAAGGCGGUCUAGCUGAAAGGACAGGUGCAAUUCAUAUCGGAGACCGAAUCUUAGCAAUAAAUAGUAGCAGCCUGAAAGGAAAACCUUUGAGUGAAGCCAUACAUUUGUUACAGAUGGCAGGAGAGACAGUCACCUUGAAGAUAAAAAAGCAGACAGAUGCAUCAAGUCCCAAGAAGUUUUCUGCCUCUGGUCACCUGAAUGAAUUAAGUGACACUGAAGAGGAUACAGCUAGCUCACAGAAACCAGGCAAACUUUCAGAAAUAUAUUCCACUACUGUGCCAAGCGUGGACAGUGCUGUAGAAUCAUGGGAUGGCUCUGGGAUGGAUAACAGCUAUGGAAGCCAAGGCACCAAUUAUCAGGCUUCAGGAUACAACUUCAACACCUUUGAAUGGAGGAGUCCAAAACAGAGGGGCAGCUUAUCCCCUCCCAACAGGCCCCGAACCAACCCCUUCCAUGAUACAGGCCUCAGUGAUGACGAGUGGGAUAAACCAGUCACAAGCAGUUUUGCAGGUGCCCCUGAGACUGACCAUGAAGAAAAUUUCUGGUCUCAAGCACUGGAGGACUUGGAGACCUGCGGACAGUCAGGAAUUCUGAGGGAAUUAGAGGCAACCAUUAUGUCAGGGAGCACAAUGAGUCUGAACCAUGAGAACCCGCAGCCCCGUGGCCAUCUAGGAAGACAGGCUAGCUUCCAGGAAAGAAGCACAUCGAGGCCCCAUUACAGCCAGACUACCCGCAGCAAUACCUUGCCUUCGGAUGUAGGACGAAAAUCUGUAGCUCUGCGGAAAAUGAAGCAAGAAAUAAAAGAAAUGAUGUCACCAACUCCUGUGGAGUUACACAAGGUAACAUUAUUCAAAGAUUCUGACAUGGAGGACUUUGGGUUCAGUGUCUCAGAUGGCUUAUUGGAAAAGGGCGUGUAUGUUAAAAAUAUUCGGCCAGCUGGACCUGCAGAUGUAGGUGGUCUGAAGCCAUAUGACAGAUUACUACAGGUGAACCAUGUUCGCACAAGAGACUUUGACUGCUGUCUAGUUGUGCCCCUCAUAGCAGAAUCUGGUAAUAAACUAGAACUGGUUAUCAGUCGAAAUCCAGUAGCCUCUCAAAAGAUGAGCUCAGAACAGACGUUCCCAGCAGGAGAGUGGAGUGAUGCAAACAAUGCCUUUCUUCAACAAAGCGGACACAACAAUGGUUCAGAGAUGAAACGAGAACCUACAAACACUUUAUAGCCAAAAACUGUAUUAGUGUGAGACAUUUAAAUGGUGCUAAAUCUCUUUGAAAUGUCUGCUACACUGAAAAACACAAUUAUUAUGUGGCAUUGAGAAGCACAGGAAUCUUUUAAUUUCCCAAGGCUCAUUAUUUGCUACUUGCUUCCCAAAUGGAGUUUCAUUUUGCUCGUGUUUUUUUAUGACAAUGAAUCGUGCCAUUCCACACUGACCUUAAAAUGAAAAAAGAAACAAAUGGUGAAAAUGGCUCUGUUCUCUAAUCCUAGUAGAUUGAAACAUUUAAAUGAAAGAUGGCUCUUUUCAACUCUCACUAGAUUGAAAUAAAUAGUCCUUCCUAAAUGAAAUCAUUUGAAGAUGAGGUUUGAUUUUUUUUCGAACAUAUUUGAAGACUGCUGGUAUCUACAUGAAGGAAUUUUGAA